AUGGGUAAUGACCUGGGCAUUCAAAAGAAGGAGGUGCGGGAGUGGCAGGACAGGUAUAAUAUUCCAAAGGACAAGGUGGAGCUGACGCUCAAGGCCUUCAAAACGCAGAAGGGUAAAGAUGGAUUGAUCUCGAAGGCCAAGUUCAUCCAGGUGAUGGCCGAGCACGGCGCCGCGGACGAAGAGUUCGCCGCAGCCAUCUUCGAAUCCUUCGAUCGCGACGGCAAUGGGUGUAUCGAUGUGCACGAGUACUUGGCGCUCAUGGGCGUGACGUUUGGUGGCAGCGUUGAAGAGAAGCUAGAAGCUUCGUUCAACCUCUUCGACGAGGACGGCAAUGGAGAGCUGUCCGAGGCUGAGGUCGAGAGGAUGCUGCUCAUGGCGACCCGCGCUGUUGUGCGCAAGAGGUACAACACGCAUGAGGACACCAAGAAGGCCACCGGCAACACGGCGGUCACCAUCCCAGACGAGCUCAAGGCCCGAAUCAAGGAGAUUGUGCGAGGCAUCUUUGCCAAGAUCGAUGAGGACCAGAGCGGCACGAUUUCGCUUACCGAGUUCAAGGCUGGCUUUGGCCGCCAUCAGGACAUAUCCGCCAAAAACCAAACGGGCGAGCCUGGCGAGUCAGUUCCUGCUGUCACCCCUUGCCGAACGCACGCCACGAGAGCCACGCCCCCCUCCCUCCCGCUCCUGAAGGCGCAGCGCAAGAUCAAUUAG
Molecule: messenger RNA, 708 nt
Organism: Acanthamoeba castellanii str. Neff
Lineage: Eukaryota; Discosea; Longamoebia; Acanthamoebidae
Product: EF hand domain containing protein
Exons: 6
Coding region: 1-708 (235 amino acids)
Molecular function (GO): calcium ion binding
Source: RefSeq, a predicted model, not a curated record